AUGAGUGCUGCAGAAGUUGCAGACCACUACAACAAUGUACGGCAGGCUGGCAUUCAAGACAGGAAGGAAAGUCGAAUUUUUUUCAUGCGAAACAUGAACAAUUGGAUAAAAAGUCAACUCAUUAAUGACGCAAUGAAACUUGUGAACGAAAAUGGUGUAAAAUCCCCUGUCGUUCUGGACAUUGCCUGUGGGAAGGGUGGAGAUCUACGGAAAUGGGAUAUUACUGGAGCAAAACAUGUCGUAAUGGCUGAUGUCGCUGAUGUAUCUAUUCAGCAAGCCGAAGAACGAUACAAAACUAUGCAUAAAUACCCACAUGAUAUUUUUGGGGCUCAGUUCAUAGUUGCAGAUUGUACAAAGGAGAAUCUUGACGACAAGAUAGAGAUCAAGGAGCCAUUCGAUUUGGUUAGCUGCCAAUUUGCUAUGCAUUAUUCUUUCGUAGAUGAAGAUUCUGCGAGAACUUUCCUGAAGAACGCGGUCGGAAAACUGAAACUCGGCGGAGUUUUCAUCGGAACGCUUCCAGACGCAGACAGAAUUGUGUGGGCAGUGCGCAACGGUACAGAAGGAAAAUUUGCGAACGAUGUAUGCAAGAUCACUUAUGAAAAAGUAGAUGAACUUUCUGAAGGGAAUGUACCUUUAUUCGGAGCAAAGUUCCAUUUUUCGUUGGACGAGCAAGUAAACUGUCCGGAGUUUCUUGCUUACUUUUCUCUCGUAAAACAUCUCCUAGAAGAACAUGAUAUGGAACUACUCUUCGUUCACAAUUUUGCUGAAGCAAUCACCAACUGGUUAGUACCCGGAAGACGUCUUCUGGAAAGCAUGAAAGGUCUCGAAACGUUCCCGAAUCGAAAUCUCAGUGGGAAAACCGACGAAGAAUAUUUGGAAGCCAAAGCGAAAAUUGAUUCGCUCGGAGAUAAUGUGCCAAAAUUUGUCGGAACACUUUCCAAGUCAGAAUGGGAAGCGAUUUGCAUGUAUCUGGUUUUUGGAUUCCGUAAAAAGAAGACCACGGAAAAAAAUCUCGAGUCGGAAGCUCCAGAAAUCAAGAAAGUGACACCAGUACCAUUAAAUGAGGACACUGAUAAAACAGCUGAAAAGAACGAGGAACGAAUCGAAGAAAAAGAAGAAAAUCCAUCCCAUUGUUAA
Caenorhabditis briggsae is the source of this 1137-nucleotide messenger RNA. RefSeq names its product Protein CBR-TAG-72 (gene Cbr-tag-72). The transcript is spliced from 6 exons. The record is from RefSeq and is a predicted model, not a curated record. Gene Ontology annotation, molecular function: mRNA 5'-cap (guanine-N7-)-methyltransferase activity. NCBI's taxonomy places the organism in Eukaryota, Metazoa, Nematoda, Chromadorea, Rhabditida, Rhabditidae. Gene Ontology annotation, biological process: 7-methylguanosine mRNA capping. Bases 1 to 1137 code for a protein of 378 amino acids. Gene Ontology annotation, cellular component: nucleus.